Molecule: messenger RNA, 444 nt
Organism: Cololabis saira (Pacific saury)
Lineage: Eukaryota; Metazoa; Chordata; Actinopteri; Beloniformes; Belonidae
Gene: polr2l
Product: RNA polymerase II, I and III subunit L
Exons: 3
Coding region: 132-335 (67 amino acids)
Biological process (GO): tRNA transcription by RNA polymerase III; transcription by RNA polymerase II; transcription by RNA polymerase I
Cellular component (GO): RNA polymerase III complex; RNA polymerase II, core complex; RNA polymerase I complex
Molecular function (GO): DNA-directed RNA polymerase activity; DNA binding; zinc ion binding
Source: RefSeq, a predicted model, not a curated record
UCGAUUUAACGCAGCAGAACCAUAAUUCCGGUUCGAGAGCGAAACCUCCACCAGCAUACAGGAGCUGAUCGUUUCCAGAGAAUUAAGACCGUUUUACUGGGACAGACCGAAUACAUAAAAGGUGUCCAACAAUGAUCAUCCCUGUGAGGUGCUUCACUUGUGGGAAGAUUGUGGGGAACAAAUGGGAAGCUUACCUUGGGCUCCUUCAAGCAGAGUACACCGAGGGUGAUGCACUUGAUGCCCUGGGCCUGAAGAGGUACUGCUGCCGAAGGAUGCUCCUUUCUCACGUGGAUCUUAUUGAGAAACUGUUGAAUUAUGCUCCACUGGAAAAAUGAAUGGAAGAACUCGGCAGGGCCAUGCCCGGGAUAGAUUUUUGUAAUAACGCAAAACCAGAGCAAAUUUGUAUUAUAUUGUUGACUAUUUCAUUUGUGCAUUUUUUUUUUU